AAAUAUCCUAAAAGGUUAGAAAAUCUGCCAGUUCUGAUAAUUUGUAACUACAACCUUUAAAGUUUCUCUUUUCAGUGCUCUUAUUUUCUUAACUGUGCAGCACACAACGUUGAACUUUUAUUCUAUAAAAUGCUCUCCUUUGAAAUUACGAGGCUGUUGGUCGCCGUUGGAAUUUUCGUGCUGGGCGUGUCAUCUUUCAUAGGGCCCGAGCUCGGUCGAACUUUUCAAGAAAUCUACCCGCAACUUGCCGGGCGAAUGGGAUACAAAGAGGUGGCGAAAGCUGUGAACGUCGCGGCCAGACCGAUCAGAGACAAAGUCCUCAAACAGGGAAAGGAGUUGUACGAUGGGCUGGAAGGGUGCAGGCUGUUGAAAUCCAACUUUGGGCAGACGUUGACUCAUUGUCAAACCGCGACCCAACAAGUGAACGAAAUGGAAGGAAUGCAAGGAAUGGAAGGAAUGCAAGGAAUGGAAGGAAUGCAAGGAAUGCAAGGAAUACAAGGAAUGCAAGCAGAAAGCACUUGGCAAAGAGUGUCGUCAAGCACCGAAGGAGCGCCAGAGGGGGCCGUCCACUCUCUUGUGAUGGGGGUCAUGGGGUGAAAUCAUGGACGCACCCAAGGGAGUUCCGGUGGAGUCUGGCCCUGCCCUGCGUAUUCUGGAUAUAACGCAGGUAUGAGCCUGCGUUAAGCUGCGUUACAAGGGAAAGAGGAGGUCGCAGUCAGCGUCAUGUAACCCUCUCUAUUAGUAAAAACACACACAGUAUCCAAAAUAUAUCAUCCUCAUUCCUUCGAGGUUAUUUGUCACGCUAUCAUUAAUAAUACUUCAAAUUUUA
Molecule: messenger RNA, 829 nt
Organism: Bemisia tabaci
Lineage: Eukaryota; Metazoa; Arthropoda; Insecta; Hemiptera; Aleyrodidae
Source: RefSeq, a predicted model, not a curated record